CCGGUUCUUAUUAUUUUCUUUUUGUAAACCAAAACAUUUAGUGGACCAAGUCACUGGACGUCGAUUCGAAGCUGCACAGCCGAUUGGCUGUGAGAAAACAUAAGUGGCAUUCUCAUGAUCCACUUGUACUCCGUCUCCAAGGACCGUGGGCUCCGCCCCUCUCAGCGGUGUGGAAACAACACGCAUGGUCCGUGGACAGGCAGACCUUGGAGAAGCGACUGGAUUGUGAGACAUGGAUGGGCAUCACCGGUGUGUGAAACAUGGGGAUUUCAAUGUUAGAGCGCAAGCGGGCAAAUCAUGACCGAGGCGGAGACAGAGGUUUGUGGAUUAUACCAGCCAAAGGAACAAACUGUCUUAAGAUCCAGUGACAAAAUGCCAGAAAAAUCAUUACGGCCCUGCAGCCUUUAAAUCAUGGGAAAUGCUGAGAGCCAGAAUGGGGACCAUGCCCUCUAUGGACGUGGCUAUUUGUCACGUAAGCACAUGUCUCGGUCUCUUCGCAUCUCCAACAAGCAGUCCAGACGCUCUCGCCAUGCUUCAUCAGGAAAAAUAGAGCACAGGAACUCUGAGACAAGCACGCGCUCAAGUAGCACACCCAGCAUCCCACAGUCCCUGGCUGACAAUGGCCUGGAACCCUUCAAUGAGACAAAUAUCCUCCCAGACUUUGGAAGCCCCAUUUGGGUGGACCGGGUGGCCAUGAAUCUGCGUCCAGUAUCCUUUUACAAUGACCUGGCCAAUCCCUCAAUGCACAUAACCCUCCCUGGUCCCAUGGCAGAGGAGGUGCAGGAUGAAGAUAUGUACGCAGGUGAAGUGAAAUACCUCCAGAAAACCCCAGACUGCUCCAAGGAGACUGUUGGCUUCAAGAAGAGGUCUAAAUCUGCAGACAUGUGGCGAGAUGACAGCCUGGAGUUCUCCCUGUCUGAUGUCAGUCAAGAUCACUUGACCAGCACAGAGGAGAUUAUAGACUUGACUAACGAGAGGGACUUCACUGGCUGCGAAGGCCACCUGCAGUCCAGCCCAACAGACUCCACUGACAGGGCAAACUCACUGGAUGAGCUGUAUAGCCAGAUGAGUCCUGCCUCCAGGCAACUCCAUGGCCGCUAUGCAAAGUGGCACAACACCAACAGGGCUAUCAGGGAGGGUGAGGACGAUAAAAUGCUAUCUCCAUCAGAGGAGGAUGGAAACACCUACGGUGCAUACACCCUUCCCUGCCGACGUUCACAUUGCUUGUCUGAAGGCCUGACCAGCCACCAAGUUGAAAUGUGUGCCAGCAUGCAGGGCAGGAGGGCGCAGACUAUACAGGAUGUCACAGGCGGGGAGGGCAGCGAAUAUGAGGACAGUGGCAUCGACGGGGUGACGGUGGAGCCGGAGCACCAGUCUCGCCGCUACAAGACCAUGUCGGCCUCCUUCUCUGUGUUCUCAGUGCAUGGCAGGAACAUGUUCACUGGCAGUGACAGCGGGAGCAGCAGUGGCGGCGGAGGGGCCAGCGAGUGCGUUCAGGGCGUGUACGAAAACUUCCGUCAGGAGCUACAGAUGAGCUCCUGCCAGACUGAGAGCUUGGAGGAGGCGGGGUCUGCCCUAAGUGAUGAGCAGAGCACUAUGAGCUCCGCCUACCAGUCCGACCUCUUACUCAGUGUUGUCCAAGGGAUGGUGCGCAAAGCUGGCAAACUUGCUGUCAAGAACUUCCUUGUGCAUAAGAAAAACAAGAAAGUGGAGUCAGCCACAAGGCGCAAGUGGAAGAGUUACUGGGUUUCCCUCAAAGGUUGCACGCUCUUCUUCUAUGAGACUGAUGGACGUUCAGGAAUUGACAACAACAGCAAUCCCAAACAUGCCAUCUGGGUGGAGAACAGUAUUGUCCAGGCUGUACCAGAACAUCCCAAAAAGGACUUUGUGUUCUGCCUCAGCAAUUCCCUGGGAGAUGCUUUUCUAUUCCAGACCUGCAGCCAGACAGAGCUGGAAAACUGGAUCACAGCCAUCCACUCAGCAUGUGCCACUGCUGUCGCCCGCCAGCAUCACAGAGAGGACACUGUUCGGCUACUUCGCGCCGAGAUCAAGAAGCUCGAGCAGAAGAUCGAUAUGGACGAGAAGAUGAAGAAGAUGGGAGACAUGCAGCUGUCUGCUGUCACUGACACCAAGAAGAGGAAGACGAUCCUGGAUCAAAUAUUCUUGUGGGAGCAGAACCUGGAGCAGUUUCACAUGGAUUUAUUUCGCUUUAGAUGCUACCUGGCCAGCCUGCAAGGAGGAGAGCUGCCUAACCCCAAACGCCUUCUGGCUUUUGCCUCUCGCCCCACCAAGCUGGCAAUGGGCCGGCUGGGUAUAUUCUCAGUCUCUUCCUUCCAUGCAUUGGUGGCAGCCCGCACAGAGACCGGAGUGAGACGGCGAACGCAGGCCAUGUCUCGUUCCUGCAGUAAGCGCAAGAGCAGGUUCUCUUCCCUCUGGGGUCUGGACACUACCUCAAAGAAAAAGACAAAAGCCCACCCAACUGUCAGCCAGGUUUUUGCUGAUGGUGAAGAGCCCAUUAAAAAGCCAGUAGAUGGCAUAUAUCUUGAUCCUGCUAAGGAAAACACAAAAAGUGAGGAGGGAACUGUGAAAAGCCUUCCACGACCCAGCACAGAGAGCGAUAUCUGGGUUCCUGACCACCUUACGCCCUCCUGGGUAUGUCUCCCAAAUGACCAGCCCGUGCUAACAAUCAUCCAGCCAGGAGAGUCUGCGCUGUGUGUUCUCGAGUCCAUCUGCAAGGCUCAUCAGCUCGAUCCCACUAAACACUACUUACGACUCAAAUUCCUUAUAGAAAAUCAAGUGCAAUUCUACAUUCCCAAACCAGAGGAGGAUAUAUGCGACUUGCUGUACAAAGAAAUUGAGCUUUGCUCUAAAAUAACUAAAGUAAUCCAGUUUGACAGAGAUGAAUCCUGCAUGAUUGGUUACGGUUUCUCCAUUUCGGUGGUGGAGGAGGAUGGAGUACAGCAGCUCUACAUCACUGAUGUAAAGGCAGGGGGAUUAGCCUUUGCUAAAGGUCUGAACGCAGGGGAUGAAAUACUUCAGUUAAAUGGAAAAGACUCUCACAGUCUUAAUUUCUCUGACAUGAAAGCGGCGUUCUCUCAAGCUUCACUGGCUCUGACAGUCAACACCUUGCCUGCGGUGGACCGCCGUCAGCUCUGCUACUUGCCGCCACGCCGCUCAGAUGCAGAGGAAGAUCUCUACACUGACAUUUUCUCCCAAAGUCAAGAGGAAAUCCUGGACGAUGGAGUUGGACUGUUUCUGGAGAGCUCAGGAGACAGCCUGGAUGACGACUCUGAGAUCUUCAGUGAAUUCGAUGAGUGCACAAAGAGUACGGAGCAGGUCGCCGCUUUCUGCCGCAGUCUCCAUGACAUGAAUUCCAUGGAGUGCGUGUCCUCUUCGCCGAGCCCGGAAUCGCCCUUUCCACCUCCUGCAACUCCCCGACAGCUCUCUGAUGCCGACAAGCUCCGCAAAGUCAUCUGUGAGCUCGUGGAGACCGAACGCACCUAUGUCAAAGAUCUCAAUUGCCUCAUUGGGAGAUAUUUAACCCCACUGCAGAAAGAGACCUUCCUCACUCAGGAUGAGCUGGAUGUUCUGUUUGGUAACUUGUCAGAAAUGGUGGAGUUCCAAGUUGAGUUUCUCAAGACUCUGGAAGACGGGACAAGACUGGUUCCUGAUCUGGAGAAACUGGAGAGAGUGGAUCAGUUUAAGAAAAUCCUCUUCUCCCUCGGAGGCUCUUUCCUGUACUAUGCAGACCGUUUUAAGAUCUACAGUGCUUUCUGCGCCAGCCACACCAAAGUCCCUAAGGUCCUCGUGAAGGCCAAAACUGACCCCAAUUUUAAGGCCUUUCUGGAUGAGCGAAACCCCAAGCAGCAGCACUCUUCCACACUGGAGUCAUACCUAAUCAAACCCAUACAGAGGGUUCUCAAGUAUCCCCUCCUGCUGAAGGAGCUCUACUCGCUCACAGACCCAGACAGUGAGGAACAUUACCACCUCGACGUUGCCAUGAAAGCCAUGAACAAGGUUGCCAGCCACAUCAAUGAAAUGCAGAAGAUCCACGAGGAGUUUGGAGCUGUGUUUGAUCAGCUUAUCACUGAACAGAGCAGUGAAAAGAAAGAGGUUGCUGAUCUGUCAAUGGGCGAUCUGCUUCUCCACAACACUGUAACAUGGAUUAACCCACCUGCCUCCUUAGGAAAAUGGAAGAAAGAACCCCAGAUGGCUACAUUUGUAUUCAAAACAGCAGUGGUCUUUGUUUGCAAGGAGGGGUCCAAGCAGAAGAAGAAAAUGGGCGGUUCCCACCGGGUCUCUGUAUCUUCUGAAGAAAAAGAUCCCUUCAGAUUCCGUCACAUGAUCCCAACUGAUGCCCUUCAAGUCCGGUCUAUGACCAAUGCAGAUGGCGAGGGCUCUGCUGUGUGUGAGAUUGUCCACACAAAAUCGGAGUCAGAAGGACGACCAGAGAGGACAUUUCACCUGUGCUGCAGCUCUCCGGAGAGCAGAAAAGACUUUGUGAAGACAGUCCACUCCAUCUUGCGGGAAAAGCACCGCCGGCAGCUCCUAAAAACAGAGAGUUUACCACUCAACCAGCAGUAUGUACCCUUUGGAGGAAAACGGCUGUGUGCUCUGAAGGGAGCCCGUCCCACUAUAAAUAGAGCAGCAUCUGCCCCGACUAGGACUCUGGGCCGAAGGAAGUUGGUGCGCAACCGUUUCACCAUAGACACGGAUAUUGUUUUUGAUGGUGAUCCUGAACAGCAAGACCUCGUUUCACCAGAGGAGCCUGGCUCAAAACGGUCCCAGCAGGAUGAGGAACCAGAUCAGCAGCAGCAGCAGCAGUCUGACUUGGCAGGUGACACAGACCGCUGGGUGGAAGAACAAUUCGACCUAGAAGAAUACGAAGAUCAAGAAGAGGUGAAGGAGACAGACAUCCUCAGUGACGACGACGACUUCUGCCAGACACCAACACCUGCGUCCAUCGAGACUGACCUGGAGGCCCCGGUUAUGGCUUUGACCUUGGAGGGUGUGGAAAGGGAGGAGAAUGAGAGCCUUAAAUCCCCAACAGCCAGUGAGACAUCUGACAUGGCGAAGCAGAGCACCAUGAUCGAUGACAAGACGGAGGAUCAAAAUCAGACGGAGAAGGAUGAGAUUUGGGUAAGAAGGGAGCAAUCAGGUUUAUCCCCAGACUGUGCCACAUAAAAGCUGAUGGCAGAAAAUAGACAGCGAGUGUUCUAGACAGCUUUACAUGAGCUCCAUAAAAAUCAGUUAUCACAAACAAUGCAUGAGCAUUGAUGUAUAUUGCACAGCUAGUAGACGAUAUACCCUUCCUUACCUUAUGCUGAAUGCUUUUUUUUGUACAGGUAAGAAUAUUAUGGGAGCAAUACAGGAAUCCAGAGUGAGGGAGCUUUAUCCUGAAUCAAAUGCUGUUACAGGAAAGUCAAGUGUAAGCUUUGAGGGUUGAAACAAUGGUACAAUCACAGAGUCUAAUCAGUUGCUUUGAUUGGCAUGGUUUGCACAUUUGGGCGGCGUUCUUUAGUCCUGCCUGCUGUUGCCAAAUUUGGGUAUUGUGAGAACAUAAAUAUUUGUUAUGUCUGUGUUACUCAGAGAUAUUAUCAUAGUUAAGGGCUGUAUAUUAUUUGUCCUUAAAGAAAUAGAAUAAUUAAUUGCAAAGGACAGUUGUCUUGCAUAGUUUACUAUACUUGUGGAUUUUCACAUGAAUAUACACUGACAUGUUUUGAGUACAGACUUCCUGAUGUAUUUGAUUUUGAUUUGCUGUUUAUUAACUUAAAGCUAUCUUUUUACUCGGGGAGAUAGCUUGUUCUUUUUUUGUUACAUUUAAUAGGAUAAUAGUAGAAUUAUGUAAAACUCCCCUUGUCAAAGAAGCAAGGAGAUUUCAUUGUUUUGAAUUUGGCAUAAUCCUGUUUUACUUGAAUUUGGCUGUUUCACGUGUUUUUGUUUACUGUGAAACCAUUUUGGUGACUUUUACUUUUCCUCUUCAGUAUUACCGCUCAUACACAUGGAAGUUAACACUCCACUUGGAACCACUCAGUAUUGUACAUAAUACAUCUGGGGUCUGUUUCAGAAAGCGGGUUUAGUAAAAUAGCUGACAUUGUUAACCCUGUUGGAGAAAAAGUCAAUGGUAGGUUUUCUUUAACAAAUCCCAAGUUUCUCCCUAAAGAAAGGCCUUGGAUUCCCAGAUACGCCUUAAUAAAUGUGACUGUGUGGACAUUUAGGCGCCUGUCAGGUUGUGAACCACUUCAAAGCACUGGAACAUUUACCUUGCAUUACUGUAGUAAUCACAGUUUAGCACCAAUUUGUAUCAACAUUUAGACACAUCAAAUACUCAUUCAUUAAACACGUGUCACAUAAUGAGGAGUGAAUCAUGUUCAUGAUUACAUAAUUGUGUACGUAAAUACAUCUCCAUAGAGCUGCAAAUGAAAUGACUAAGACUCUAAAAAUAAACUAGCUAUAGUUUAAAAGUGAGUUUUUACAUAUAAGCUGAUAUUGGUUUAGUCUGACAGCAUUACAUGUUGCGAUAUUUACAAACUUUAAAAUACAUUGGCUCACUAUCAUUAAAUAUAAAGCCCAUAGCUAAGUAUUUCCAUUCAGUUUGAACCUAGACACAACCUCACAUCCAUAUUUUAAUCUCUUUAUUUAUUUCUGUCCCCAUCGAUUGAACCAGCUUUUUUUGAACCCUAUCUCAGGGUUUAUCAGUUUAGUGUUCAGGGUUAGCUUAGAGUUUGUAAACCUGCUUCCUGAAAGAGACUUCAGCUUCUUUAAAAAAUGUCUUGUGUGUUCAAAAUGAUUGUUCACUAGUAUUGGAAUACAAUGCAAUGUUCUUAUUUAUUCAUAUGUAAAUUAAUUUGAUGGCAGCAAACACAGUAGUUGGUUUUUUUUUUUUCCACUGAGAAAGUCCAAAUUUGCUCAAGCAAUCAAGGGAAAGGCUUGCCGUGUGCAAAACGAAAGAAGUCAUACUUGUAAACAAUUCAUUGUGCUACUAAGACUGCGUUUUUAUUACUGUGUGUAUAUAGAAAUGUACUGAUAUCAUAAUAAAAACAGUUGUUUCCUACUUAUAAUUUAA
This is a messenger RNA of Oreochromis niloticus (Nile tilapia), 7066 nucleotides long. Its product is annotated as TIAM Rac1 associated GEF 1. Gene Ontology annotation, molecular function: protein binding; guanyl-nucleotide exchange factor activity. Gene Ontology annotation, cellular component: plasma membrane; cytosol. The transcript is spliced from 27 exons. The record is from RefSeq and is a predicted model, not a curated record. Bases 412 to 5184 code for a protein of 1590 amino acids. NCBI's taxonomy places the organism in Eukaryota, Metazoa, Chordata, Actinopteri, Cichliformes, Cichlidae. Gene Ontology annotation, biological process: activation of GTPase activity; small GTPase-mediated signal transduction.